AUGUCUUCAUUUAAUUUUAAAUUUAGGUUCAGAAAACCAGCAAAUUAUUUUUUUAUUAUCCCAUGGAUUGCUUUCAUUCCUUGGUGGGGGAUGUUAGUUGCUAUGUUAGCAUGCUGGGCAGGCCAAGGUCAUCCAAUUUAUUGGUUCAUGGACUCUUAUCAGUUCCCUGUCUUUAUUUCAGAUAUCGGUGCUACAAAUCUACGUCCCCUUUUCAUUUCUUGUGCUGGGUGGCAAGGCCUAGGUUAUUGUAUCACUUUAGCUUGUGAAUUUUUCCAAAGAUCAGGUUAUUGGCCAUUUCAAAUUAGCAAAUUUUCAAGUAAGACAACUGCUGAUAAUAAUAAUCCAAGGGAUAAUUACUAUAAUAGUGUUAGUUCCGAGUACACGAGGAUGAUGGCAACAAAGCAUUAUUAUAUGCCUCCAUAUUACACAAAGCACGAGAGAAAUCUGAUUAUUGCUGCAUUCUUCUUAGCUGGUAUCGGCGAAUUAGGUUUAUUGUUCUGUUCCAUUUUCUCUACUGCUCUAUAUCCACAUGUUCACAUUUCAAUGGUCUCCGUUUUCGUUGCAUUUUUGUUUCUAUCAACUUGUUGUUUGAUUGCUGAAUAUUUCCUAAUGGGCAAGCAUUACGCUAUAUUCCAUCCUCUAGCUGAUCCAAGUAAAACAAAGAAAUAUGAAGACAUGCGUUGGAAUGAAUGGACUGGUUAUGUUUGGAAUAAAUUUACAAUCAGUGCUGUUCUGAAGACAGUCUGGUUGACUUUGGCUGUCAUAUGGGCCAUUGCUUUUGGUGCUGACAACGGUUCCGUUAGUGCCUGUUUUGAAUGGCUGUUAGCAUUCUGGUACGGUUUAUUAUUCAUAAUCUUGUCGGCUGAUUUUUACGUUGGAGGGAGAUACAAAGAAUCGCUAUACUUCCACCAGAUUGAAUCUUUCGAAGGUUAUUACAAAUAUGACAAUUUAAUAAGUUCAUCGGAUUCUUAUAACACAUCGGAUUCGGAUGGUUCUAUAGAUGCUCACAUGUUGGAAAUUAAAAAUCAAAACACAUCAGAUCUAGCAUCAUUUACAAAUGAACCAAUUGUAGCAUAA
Molecule: messenger RNA, 1077 nt
Organism: Tetrapisispora phaffii CBS 4417
Lineage: Eukaryota; Fungi; Ascomycota; Saccharomycetes; Saccharomycetales; Saccharomycetaceae
Gene: SFK1
Product: Sfk1p
Exons: 1
Coding region: 1-1077 (358 amino acids)
Cellular component (GO): plasma membrane
Source: RefSeq, a predicted model, not a curated record